UCAGUCUGUCAGAUGGAGAUUUUUCAAUGUCAAAAUUUGUUUGACACAUAUCGACAUGAUUGAUUAAAUAAAAACAGUAUCUAACUACCUACCUAGUAACAAGUCAAACAGGGAUCAUUUGGUUUAAUUAAGCAAGUUACAAUUAUAUUCUUAUAUUUUAAAUACUUUUGGUACAUAGUACUCCUGUACUACUACAGUUGUAACAAAAAUGUCAAAAAUAUUUACUCCCAUAAAUCAGAUACGCCUUACAAAUGUUGCUAUAGUAAGGUUAAAGAAAGGUGGAAAAAGAUUUGAAAUAGCCUGCUACAGAAACAAGGUUCUAUCCUGGAGAAAUAAAUUAGAACAAGAUCUCGAUGAAGUUCUUCAAACACACACAGUAUUCACAAAUGUAUCUAAAGGCCAAGUUGCCAAAAAAGAAGAUUUAAUGAAAGUUUUUGGCAAGGAUGACAUGACAGAAAUAUGUAAAGAAAUAUUGGAGAAAGGUGAGCUUCAGGUUUCUGACAAAGAAAGACAUUCUCAAAUAGAGUCUUUAAUGAAAGAUAUUGCUACUACAGUUGCUGACAAAUGUGUUAAUCCUGAGACAAAAAGGCCUUAUCCUGUUUCUAUCAUUGAAAAGGCAAUGAAAGACAUCCACUUUUCUGUCAAUGUAAAUAAAAGUGCCAAACAACAAGCACUUGAUGUCAUUCCUCUGCUGAAAAAAGAAAUUCCCCUUGAAAGAGCACAAAUGAGAGUCAGGAUUCUAUUGACUGGAAAAGAUGCAAGAAAAACAAAAGACAAAGUAAAUAAACUAGCAAUGAGUGUUGAAGAAGAAAACUGGGAUUCAGGAACAGCAAAUAUCAUAUGUUUAAUUGAUCCUGGCAACUUUAGAAGUUUAGAUGAGAUGAUAAGAACAGAGACUAAGGGUUCCGGUCAAUUUGAAUUGUUAAACUUAAAAGAGAUGGUGGAAGGCGAGCAAAUAUUGUAAAAUGUAUUUUCAUGUAUAAUGCACUGUAACUUCAAAUAAGUGGUGCAGAUAAAAGAACAGCUGCAGGGUGGCUUUGAAUUGACAACAUUAUUGUAAAAUAUAUAAGAGAAUGGUACAUAAAAGACAGGGACCAUAGUCCCACUGAACUCCAAUGUCAAAAAAGUCGAUUAAACAUAUUGAAAUAAAUAUUAUAAUAUAAGAAACAGCAGUAUUGUGUGUAUUUUUAGAUUUUUUAUUUUGGUCCUAUUCACAGUGCUUGUUUGUCCUAUUAACAAUGGAAUUUGUUUUUUUUUUUUUAAUAAUUAAAUUGCUUCAACAGUUU
Plodia interpunctella (Indianmeal moth) is the source of this 1286-nucleotide messenger RNA. RefSeq names its product SBDS ribosome maturation factor (gene Sbds). The transcript has 2 exons. Gene Ontology annotation, biological process: cytosolic ribosome assembly; ribosome biogenesis. The record is from RefSeq and is a predicted model, not a curated record. The coding region runs from base 209 to 964 and encodes 251 amino acids. NCBI's taxonomy places the organism in Eukaryota, Metazoa, Arthropoda, Insecta, Lepidoptera, Pyralidae.